Molecule: messenger RNA, 1191 nt
Organism: Sesamum indicum (sesame)
Lineage: Eukaryota; Viridiplantae; Streptophyta; Magnoliopsida; Lamiales; Pedaliaceae
Source: RefSeq, a predicted model, not a curated record
AACUAUGGUGCCUUUCUGGAGAAGGAUGGGGCAGGUUUCAGGGGUCAAAUAAUUCUUAAAGGGUUUAAAAAUGGAGAUCGUAAGCUCACAGAAACCAUGUGGACCUACCAGGUAGGGCUUAAGGGAGAGUCCUUAAAAAUAUACUCCAUUGAUGAAAAUGAAAGUACAGAGUGGACUGAUUUGCCAACUGAUGCAACUGUGACGAGAUUUUCCUGGUACAAGACAUAUUUUGAUGCCCCUGGUGGAUUAGAUCCCGUUGCCCUUGAUUUGAGCAGUAUGGGAAAAGGCCAGGUGUGGGUAAAUGGCCACCACAUCGGACGGUAUUGGACUUUAGAUGCCCCUAAAGAUGGAUGUCAGACUUGUGAUUAUCGCGGAGCUUAUGAUUCUGAUAAGUGUGUAACAAACUGUGGGCGUCCUACUCAAUCUUGGUACCAUAUCCCAAGAUCAUGGUUACAAGCAUCGGAUAAUCUGCUUGUUGUGUUUGAGGAGACAGAAAAAACCCCAUUGGAGAUCUCCAUCAAAUCACAUUACACAGAAACCAUUUGCGCUGAAGUAUCAGAGAAUUAUUAUCCUCCCCUGCAUGCCUGGUCGCUACCAAAGACCAGCAAUGGAACAAUUUCACUGAAUCACACUGUACCUGAAAUACACUUGAGGUGUGAUGCCGGAAACACAAUCUCCUCUGUUAAGUUUGCAAGCUAUGGAACUCCACAAGGCAGCUGCCAGAAUUUUUCAAGAGGCAAUUGCCACUCACCCAAUUCAUUUUCUGUGGUCUCUCAGGCUUGUAUGGGAAGACAAAGUUGUUCCAUCAGUAUAUCUAAUGCUGUAUUUGGAGGAGACCCGUGUCAUGGUGUUGUUAAGACUUUAUCCGUUGAAAUGAGAUGCUCGUCAUCGUCGUCCACCAGCUCGUCACUAAUGCUAUGAUGGCUAGCUCAAAACGUGUUUUAACCUGAUGGCUUAGCAUUGCUGUAGUGCUUCCACCAUAUUUCCUGGCGGCUACGACAUAUUCUUUAACUGUGUACAGUGACAAGAUGAAUAUUAUCUAAUAAAGGCAAAUACUGCCGAGACAAUGGUCCAGUGGUUAUGUGAAUAUUACCAACUGAAACUUCACUUAAAUCUCUUCUUCAUAUUAUCUACUCUGUGUAGUUUAACCUCAAGAUUUAAACUUAGGGUAAAUUAUAAUUAUCUUUGUUA